UCUGCAAAUAAAAUGCGUUACUGAGCAUUCACGUGGUUCUCCUGAACUCUAGGUGGACUAUUCGGUGCAUGAUGGAGUGUGUGAGGUGAUUAGUGAAGAAGAUGGUAAUACAUAGCGCCACAAAUUCAAUUAUUGUAAACUCCUCGUUUUGGUCAUAGAAAAGUUUUAUUUUUUAUAUAAACCGUGUUGAGUGGGAGCUCCAGUUUCCUCCCACAGUCCAAAUACAAGUAAGUAGGUGUUCGCGUUGUAAAGAAGUAUGCCUCUGUCAACCCAGUCCCAGUCAGGAAAUGAUGACUAUGUUCUGGUAGCAAGUCUGGAUAACGUAAGGAAUCUCUCCAACAUUCUGAAAGCCAUAUCCCUCAAAGACCAUGCAAUGUUCAAUGCAACGCAAAAUGGGUUAAAAGUUACUGUAGAGGAUUCCAAAUGCCUUCAAGCAAAUGCAUUCAUUCAGGCAGAGGUAUUCCAAGAAUUUUCACUCAAAGAGGAUGUAGUUGCAUUUCAGGUGAACCUAACUGUGCUGCUGGAUUGCCUCACCAUCUUUGGAGGAAGCACAGUACCAGGGGUAAGCACAGCUCUGAGAAUGUGUUACAAUGGCUAUGGCUACCCGUUAACCCUGUUUCUGGAGGAGGGAGGAGUGGUUACUGUUUGCAAAAUUAACACCCAGGAGCCAGAGGAGCCCUUAGAUUUUGAUUUUUGCAGCACUGAUGUUACCAACAAGGUGAUUCUACAGUCUGACAGUCUAAAAGAGGCCUUUUCAGAGCUGGACAUGACAAGUGAGAUCCUGCAGUUAACAAUGUCACCAAGUCAACCAUUUUUCAGAUUGUCGACAUUUGGAAAUUCAGGAAACGCCCAUUAUGACUACCCGAAAGACUCAGACAUGAUGGAGCUGUUCCAGUGUACCAAGACUCAGACUAACAGGUACAAGAUGUCUCUAUUAAAACCCUCCACUAAGGCUUUGGCCUUAUCUUGUAAGGUCUCAGUGAGAACAGACAGUCGAGGGUUCCUCUCGCUACAGUACCUCGUACGGAAUGAUGACGGACAAAUCUGUUUUGUUGAAUACUAUUGCUGUCCUGACGAAGAGGUUGAUGAAGAGUAGAAGAAAAGAAAACCUUAUGUUAAGAUUGUCCAUCUCAAGGCAACAGUCUAUAUAGGUUAAAAUGUUAAUUAUUUAUGUUUCUGUUCUGUUUAUUACACAGCGAUUGCUUACAGUUCUGUAAAGUGCAUUAUAUGCUUCUAUAUUCGCUGGUUGUAGUUCAUGGAAUGCCCAUACCUGUUCCAGCAUAAGUGUGGCCUUGUGCACAAAUCAAGUUUCAUAAAGACAUGGUUUGAUGACAGCUAAGAGCCCUGACCUCAACCUCCCACGGACACACUUUCCCAGAUGAGUGAAGGUUGUUAAGACUGCAAAGAGAAGAGUGCAACUCAAUUAAUGCCCAUGGUUUACAAGCACUGUCCAACAAGUUCAUAGCCAGGUCUCCACAUAUUUUUGCCAUUUGGUGAAUGUAUUUCUUUCUAUAUGGAACAUUUGAUGUCUUACUUAGUGUUAUAUAAUUAGUAAAAAUAGCCUUACAUAAAAAUACAAAUGCCAAGAAAUGUAAUUUAUUACAAAAGACAUUGUACUAAUAUUUUGUCAU
Messenger RNA from Trichomycterus rosablanca, 1631 nucleotides. RefSeq names its product RAD1 homolog (S. pombe) (gene rad1). The transcript has 7 exons. Bases 257 to 1096 code for a protein of 279 amino acids. Gene Ontology annotation, biological process: DNA damage checkpoint signaling; DNA repair. The record is from RefSeq and is a predicted model, not a curated record. Gene Ontology annotation, cellular component: nucleus; checkpoint clamp complex. NCBI's taxonomy places the organism in Eukaryota, Metazoa, Chordata, Actinopteri, Siluriformes, Trichomycteridae. Gene Ontology annotation, molecular function: 3'-5' exonuclease activity.